Molecule: messenger RNA, 618 nt
Organism: Jatropha curcas
Lineage: Eukaryota; Viridiplantae; Streptophyta; Magnoliopsida; Malpighiales; Euphorbiaceae
Molecular function (GO): RNA-DNA hybrid ribonuclease activity; nucleic acid binding
Source: RefSeq, a predicted model, not a curated record
AUGGAAAAGUUUCAAGAGUUUGGUGAUGAACAUGUGGCUAUUGUAUUUAUGGUGGCCUGGGCACUUUGGGAAGCUAGAAACUUGUUAUUAUUUCAAAACCAAAGGCUUUCUGUUUUGCAGGUCUCACGAUUAGCUAUUUCAACUCUUAAUGAAUUCCUCGGCUAUCGAGUGGAAGCUGAUAAUGUGUCUCCUAACUGCCCACAACCAAACAACUCGCCUCUUGAAUCUUUUCAGCGGUGGAAAGCACCGUCAGGCCAUGUGAUAAAAAUCAACGGUGAUGCCUCUGUCCAGGUUGGAGCUUAUUGUGGACUAGGGUUCAUUGCUAGGAAUUAUAAAGGCGAGGUAAUGGCCGCUGGCUUUCGCAGAUUGAAUGUUUCACUUAGUCCUGAGAAUGCUGAAGCGGAAGCAAUGACUUUUGCCCUCAACAAGGCAUUAGAACUGGGGUUCACAGAAGUUAUCUGUGAAUUUGACUGCCUUGGGUUGUCAACAUGGAGUUGUAACACAAUAGCUCACUCUUUAGCUAAACGUGCUCUUUCUGCAUCAUUAGAAGAGCAAAUAUGGAUUGAAGAAUUACCUCAUCCGUUCGAUAUAAGGGCUGAUUUUGCCCCCUCUUUCUAG